AGGAGACCCAAUCGGUACAUAUUUGCAAAUUUCUUUCCCUGCAUCUGAUCUGAUAUCUCGGGAGGGGUUUUCAUUCUCUUUGGAGAAGAAGAGCAGCAGAUCAAAUGAUUGCGACCAAGAGAUCGUUGCAAUGGAUGCUGGGAAGGGCGAUUGGGGCGAGGAGCAUGUGCGCCCUUCCCCACAAAUCCGCCCCCUCCUCUUCCGAGGAACUGAUGAGAAUGGAACACCAGUAUAGCGCUCAUAAUUAUCAUCCGAUUCCUACGGUAUUUUCUCAAGGGAAGGGCACUUGUAUAUGGGACCCUGAAGGCAACAAGUAUAUUGAUUUCCUAUCUGCUUACUCUGCAGUCAAUCAGGGACAUUGUCAUCCAAAAGUCACGAAAGCCUUGAUUGAACAGGCUGAAAGGCUUACUCUUAGCUCUAGGGCCUUCUACAAUGAUAAGCUUCCAAUCUUUGCAGAGUACCUCACACGCAUGUUUGGAUAUGAAAUGAUGCUGCCAAUGAAUACUGGAGCUGAAGGUGUGGAAACUGCUCUGAAAUUGGCACGUAAAUGGGGUUAUGAGAAGAAAAAAAUACCCAAGGAUGAGGCUAUCAUUGUGUCUUGUUGUGGAUGCUUUCAUGGUCGGACCUUGGGUGUAAUAUCUAUGAGCUGUGACAAUGACGCUACUCGUGGUUUCGGUCCCUUGGUUCCAGGUCAUCUCAAAGUUGAUUUUGGUGAUGCUGAUGCCCUUGAGAAAAUCUUUAAAGACCAUGGCGAUCGAGUAUGCGGAUUUUUAUUUGAACCUAUUCAAGGAGAGGCAGGAGUUAUAAUACCACCAGGUGGUUAUUUGAAAGCUGUCAGAGAACUAUGCUCUAGACACAACAUUCUGAUGAUUGCUGAUGAAAUUCAAACUGGCAUAGCCCGCACUGGAAAGAUGCUGGCAUGUGAUUGGGAAGAUGUUCGACCUGAUGUUGUGAUCCUUGGAAAAGCUUUAGGUGCUGGAGUAAUACCUGUUAGUGCAGUUCUUGCUGACAAAGAUGUCAUGCUAUGUAUCAGGCCAGGAGAGCAUGGAAGCACAUUUGGAGGGAAUCCUUUGGCUAGUGCAGUGGCAAUUGCUGCACUUGAAGUAAUCAAAGAUGAAGGACUAGUUGAGAGGGCUGCCAAGAUGGGCCAGGAAUUCAGGGAUCAGUUAAAGAAGGUUCAACACCAGUUCCCCAAAAUAAUUAAAGAGGUCCGGGGAAGAGGGUUGCUCAAUGCAAUAGACCUGAACAACAAAGCUCUGUCUCCUGUUUCUGCUUAUGAUUUAUGCAUUAAGUUAAAGGAGAGGGGCAUUCUUGCUAAGCCAACACAUGACACUAUAAUUCGUUUAGCUCCUCCACUCUCCAUAAGUUUGGAGGAGCUCAGUGAAGCAUCAAAGGCUUUGAAUGAUGUAUUCGAGAUUGAUUUGCCAAAGAUGCAGAAGCAGAAGCCUAAACUAGAAAGCCCAGCGGUUGAGCAAGCAUGCGACAGAUGUGGGCGGCGAAUGUACGACACCACCGAUAUGGAAAACUAGCUUCGUUUUUCACAGAGAGAGAGAGAUGGAUGAGUGAAAUAUUACAUUCUAUUGCAGUUCUCACCUUACCUGUGCUGAAAAAUAGUUGAAUAAUACAAUGAUGGUUCCACCAUUUUCAUCAUCCCAUUUGCUUGUAGAAGUUCAUCCCUUGUAAUUGCAAUCUAUUAUUAUACUCCACCUCUUUUAUGUUAGUCAAGUUGAGAAUUUUUCUUGA
Messenger RNA from Phoenix dactylifera (date palm), 1743 nucleotides. It is a transcript of the gene DELTA-OAT, whose product is annotated as ornithine-delta-aminotransferase. Lineage: Eukaryota; Viridiplantae; Streptophyta; Magnoliopsida; Arecales; Arecaceae. Gene Ontology annotation, cellular component: cytoplasm. Gene Ontology annotation, molecular function: L-ornithine transaminase activity; identical protein binding; pyridoxal phosphate binding. The record is from RefSeq and is a predicted model, not a curated record.